Lolium rigidum is the source of this 1252-nucleotide messenger RNA. Its product is annotated as protein DEHYDRATION-INDUCED 19-like. Lineage: Eukaryota; Viridiplantae; Streptophyta; Magnoliopsida; Poales; Poaceae. The record is from RefSeq and is a predicted model, not a curated record. The transcript is spliced from 5 exons. The coding region runs from base 212 to 895 and encodes 227 amino acids.
CCGCCCGCAGAUAAGACAGCGAGAGGGAAGCUCCCGCCUUGCUUCCUCCUCCGGUCCUCCCUCUCCUCCACGGCCCAAUCCGACUCGCCACCACCCUGGUCGUGCGGAGUCGAGGCGGGGAGAGUCAACUCCACCACCGCCGCAGGAGGAGGAGCGGCGGCACCCUUAUCUACCUAUCUACCUACCUAGCCGCGCGCGGAGUCGGCCCGGCAUGGACUCGGACCACUGGAUCUCGCGCCUCGCCGCCGCCAAGCGCUUCUACGCCGCGCAGCUCGGCCACGCCGAUCGGGGGGCGGGGAUGGACGAGCUGGACAUGGACGAGGAGCCGGCGGCCACGCCCGAGUUCGCCUGCCCAUACUGCUACGAGGACCACGACGUCGCCUCCCUCUGCGCGCACCUCGAGGAGGAGCACCCCUUCGAGCCACACGCCGCGCCUUGCCCUAUCUGCUCUGAUAAGGUUUCUAAAGAUAUGCUUAAUCAUAUUACCAUGCAACAUGGGUACUUAUUCAAGAAUCGCCGGAGAUUGCGCAGAUUCAGUGUUCCAGGCAGCCAGUCCCUCUCUCUGCUGAGCCGAGAUCUACGCGAAGCCCAUUUGCAGGUGCUUCUAGGAGGUGGUGGGCAUAGGUCAAGCACCAACAAUGCCACAAAUAUUUCAGCUGACCCUCUGCUGUCUUCAUUUGGCCUCAGCUUCCCAACAUCAGAUGCAGAGGAAGCAUCAAAAUUGCCUAUUCCCGCUGAUUUAUCAGUGCUAAAAGAGAAACCUGCUCCGUCGUGGCAGUCAAGUAUUGACUCAUCCCUCACGAGGGAAGAACGGGAGCAAAAGCAGAAGCAAGCCAGAGUCAGAGCGAUAUUUGUGCAAGACCUGCUGCUCUCCACUCUAUUUAGAGACUGCUAAAUCAAGACGAGCCGAUGCUAUCGGUAGACGGGUGCUCGUUGGUGCAGACUUCCGAAGACGAGUGCCCCCAAACCAUGGCGCUGAGUGCAAUAUCCAUGGAAUAUAGUCAUGCUCCUGGAGUCUCCUGGCCCUCGGUUUGCCUGCAGAGUGCAGAGUUGAUGUGGGCAUUAGGCGUUAAGUUAUUGUAGCCGGUCUGUACCUUGAGUUCCAUCUCAGUUCACGAUCCACGUACAGUAUCGGUGCUGAUUGUUGUGAUGUUUGUACUGCUACCGCUUGUUUGUUUCGAAGCAUUGGUUUGUUGUACUAGUUACAUAAUAAUAAUGAUUUCAUUGCAACAGCGCAAGGCUAUGCAGUUUA